This is a messenger RNA of Pipistrellus nathusii (Nathusius's pipistrelle), 203 nucleotides long. NCBI's taxonomy places the organism in Eukaryota, Metazoa, Chordata, Mammalia, Chiroptera, Vespertilionidae. The record is from the annotation of a GenBank genome assembly.
AGCUCAGCGCCUGAUGAAGAGCACGGGAGCCCGCGGGCUGACACCCCCAGCACCAUCACCGAGGUGGACAUGGACCUGGACAGCUACCAGACAGCCCCGGGGAGGUGCUGACCUGGCUGCUUUCUGCCGAGGACACGUUACAAGAGCAGGACGACAUUUCAGAGGACGUGGAGGAAGUCAAAGAGCAGUUUGCCACCCACGAG